GUGCAUCUCGCCGCGGGCCGAGCAGAUUGCGUGAAGAGAAUGUAGUACCUGCGCCUAUAUCCGCCGUCUCUGCACAGCGGCAGGGCCGUCUUACUGUCCAGUGUUUAUCCCCUAGCUCCCACUGUCUAGCAUUCCAAGGUUGUACCUUGCAUUCGACUACUACUGCUGCUGCAUUUACGAAGCAAUACUUAUUCUAUCUUUGAGGCCUCUUCCCUACCGUUAUGGCUCGCCUGGCAGCAUAUGCGGUGGUCAGCGGACUGUUCGCAUGUGUGUCUGGUCUGAUGGAGUUCAUCAACCCACCGCCUUUCGGGACGAUUGGCGACAUGAGUGGCAGCCCAAAGUACGAGAUAGGUGACACGGUGAACGUUGUCUGGACUCCCGGUGAGAAAGGAGGCGCUGUGUCGUUAUGUCUCUACCAACAGAACGAAACGGACGGGAUGUGGUUUGGAGAUAUGGAGUACCUCACGCAGAACGCGCUAGACAUUACGAAAUACAACUGGCUAGUUGGAACGAGGAAAAACCUCACGCUAUCGAGACUCUUCUAUCUCAGCGUCUUCCAAGAGGGCAAAGGUCCCUCGGACUCGAACAGUCACUACUUCUAUAUCGAAGAAAGUCGUGUUGAAGAAGCUGCCCCAUCGUCGUCUUCAUCCAUCUCUUCCGCGUCAGCAUCAGCAACAGACCAGACAUCAACAGGAGUAACGACUACAAUACCGACUCCAACAUCGAUUGGCUCAAAUACCCCCAGCGACGAAUCAAGUGCACCAUCAGCGAGCUUUCCAGCCGGCGACGCUACAGGCGCGCCAAGUCUCACCGACCAAGAAGCCUCAUCAGAAAGUUUCCCUUUGGGCGCUAAGAUCGGUCUCGGCGUAGGAAUACCCGUCGCACUUAUACUCGGGCUCGUGGUGGGAUGGCUGCUGUUCCGUCGUCACAAGAAGAGAGAUGUUGUCCACGAACUACCCGUUGUUCAAACUGAACAGUACAAGUACUAUCACAGUGGGAGUCAUUACGGUUCGAAUCUGAACGAAGCGCCGCCAAGGUCACCAGCGGAGAUGAGCCAAACCCCAUAUAUUCAAGGUUACAAGGGAUGGGGAGGCCAACCACAGGAAAAUCCCAAGGCCUCACCUACGCCUGCGACUAUACCUGUAAGGUUUGAGAUGUGAACUGGCAUCACUAUCACCCAUCAUGGUAUAUUCGACGGUGCUCGGGAAAGAUAAAGAGGGAAGGAGUAAUAAACUAAGGGAUGAGGACGUGCGAUAUGUAAUACCCAAGGACGAGGCAGAAGGUCAUUGGAUCUGUGCUUAUGCAUGGAAGGAAUCGACAAUGAUAAGAUAUUACUUAAGGUCGCUGAUUUCUGCUAAAGUUCAUGUGCCAAUGCACC
Messenger RNA from Alternaria rosae, 1378 nucleotides. RefSeq lists its product as uncharacterized. The coding region runs from base 222 to 1160 and encodes 312 amino acids. The record is from RefSeq and is a predicted model, not a curated record. NCBI's taxonomy places the organism in Eukaryota, Fungi, Ascomycota, Dothideomycetes, Pleosporales, Pleosporaceae. The transcript is spliced from 2 exons.